This is a messenger RNA of Kickxella alabastrina, 1599 nucleotides long. RefSeq names its product Clathrin/coatomer adaptor, adaptin-like protein. The transcript has 2 exons. The annotation marks the transcript as partial. NCBI's taxonomy places the organism in Eukaryota, Fungi, Kickxellomycota, Kickxellomycetes, Kickxellales, Kickxellaceae. The record is from RefSeq and is a predicted model, not a curated record. Gene Ontology annotation, cellular component: AP-3 adaptor complex; endosome membrane; membrane coat. Gene Ontology annotation, biological process: Golgi to vacuole transport; protein targeting to vacuole.
AUGUUCGAAAAGUCGCUCACCGAUUUAAUUCAGGGACUACGAGCCAACAAGCGGAAUGAGGGCGAGUACAUCCAAACCUCACUCGCUGAAAUUCAAAAUGAGGUGCAGCUGAGCGACAUGCACUACAAGAGCGCGGCCAUAGACAAGCUCAACUAUCUGCAUAUGCUGGGGUACGAUAUGAACUGGGCAAAUUUCAACGUGGUUGAGGUUAUGGCCUCUUCGCGCUUCAGCGAGAAACGCACCGGAUACUUAGCAGCAGCACAAUCGUUCCACCAAGAGACAGACGUUCUCAUGCUGACAACCAACUUGAUUCGCAAGGACUUGGCGUCGUCAAACGUAAUGGAGGUCAGUAUUGCUCUGGAUGGCCUGGCGCAAAUCGUUACACCCGAGCUGGCCAUGGAUCUUUUCGACGACGUAAUGGCGAUUGUGAACCACUCGCGACCAUACAUCCGCAAGAAGGCGCUUGUAUGUCUGUACAAGCUAGUCCUGAAACAUCCCGAAGGACUGCACGAUUUUGUUCCGAGGCUGAAAGAAACGCUGGAUGAUCCUGAUCCGUCAGUCAUGUCCUCGGCGGUCAGCGUUAUUUGCGAGCUGGCGCGCACCAACCCGCGCAAUUAUCUACCGCUGGCGCCGAAACUGUACCAGCUGCUCAACUCCUCGACCAAUAACUGGAUGCUGAUCAAGAUUGUCAAACUGUUCUCUUCCCUGACACCCAUCGAGCCGAGAUUGGCCAAAAAGCUCCACGGACCGCUGUCACAGCUGGUGGGCACGACUUCAGCCAUGUCUCUUCUCUACGAGUGCAUUCACACAGCGGUUGUCGGGGAUAUCAUUGGAGUCCCAGUGCCAGUGAUUGAUAGCGCGGGGCGCGAGAUCGAUUUUGCCGAACUGUGCGCGCGCAAACUCGAGCUGUUUUUCGAAUCCAAGGACCACAACUUACGCUAUGUUGGACUAGUCACUUUGGCACACCUGCAGGUCAAGCGGCCUGAUCUGGUGUGCCAGCACUACGAUACCGUGCUCAACUGUCUAGACGACCCUGACCUUAGCAUCAGAAUGCGAGCGAUCGAAGUCAUAUCAGGAAUGACCACGCGCAAGACACUGCCAAAGACUGUCAAGCGGCUCAUGUCUCAGCUCAUUCUGUCAGAAACAAUAUCCUUGAUGCCCGAAAAUACGUACAGGAUGGAGGCUAUCAAAGCCAUACUCGACAUGUGCAGUCGCCAGUCUUACGCCAACAUGACCAACUUUGAGUGGUACGUUGCUACGCUUGUCGACCUCGUAUACGUUUCCGGCGUGGAUGUCGGGCAGAUGAUUGGCGAGAAGCUGCUGGAUGUCACAGUUCGUGUUCGGCAAGUUCGCGAAUUUAGCGUCAAGAUGGUGCGACGCCUGCUGUCGGACCAUCAACUUGUGGACUAUGUCUCAGCAGAAUCCUCGAAUUCUAAGGUGUUGUGCACUGCAGCCUACAUCCUUGGUGAGUAUUGCACUCUGUUGCCCGCGAGCUCGGAUGACGUCGAGCUGCUGCUUCCCUCCAGCCUUGGCAGGCUGGGCGGUGAGCAGCAGGCGACAUUUAUUCAGGCAGCGAUGAAGGCGUAUACGAACUGGCUG